Actinia tenebrosa (Australian red waratah sea anemone) is the source of this 5887-nucleotide messenger RNA. RefSeq lists its product as uncharacterized. The record is from RefSeq and is a predicted model, not a curated record. NCBI's taxonomy places the organism in Eukaryota, Metazoa, Cnidaria, Anthozoa, Actiniaria, Actiniidae.
UAGUGAUGGCCUCGGCAAGCUGGUGCAAAGAAACAGAUGAAAAGAUCAACUACACCAAGCUUUGUAGGUUACUAGUCGAUGGAGGCACACAAGCACUUUGUUCUGUAUUUGAUGGGAAAUAUCUACCAUCUCCAUUGAAAGACUUCUUGAAUACUAGAAGAACACUACAAAAGCUGAAGAAACUAAAAGGGAAAGUACUGAAUAUUGACCAAUGGGACAAACUGUAUCCACCAAAUGGGAGCGACCCUCAAUCUAAAGACUUUGAUAUCACUUUACUGUUUGUUCUUCUAAGAAAUAUUUGUGGACUUACAGAACCAGCAACUGGAUGGGAUGCCUUACCACCUGUAGCAGACAACUCACUAGAGGCUAACCUUGCCAGGAUAAAGUACUACAGAAACAAUACAAUAGCACACAAACCAAGCACUGAAAUAAAUGAUGAUGACUUUAAACAAAACUGGCAAGAUAUCUCAUCUGCUCUCCUAUCACUGGGACUGAGUCAAGAUGAUAUAGAUGAUUUGAAGUCUGCUCCUUUGGGAGAGAAAGACUACAUCCAGUUACUCUACGAUUGGUAUAUAUCAAAUAAGGAUGUCAAAACACAGCUAGAGGAUCUGAAGUCAGACACAGCAGACCUCAGGUCAGACACAGCAGACCUCAAAUCAGUCACAGCAGACCUCAAGUCAGACACAGCAGACCUCAAGUCAGACACAGCAGACCUCAAGUCAGACACAGCAAAUAUUAAGGACAAAGUAGAUGACGUCUGGAAUGUGUGUAUCGAAGCACGACAAAUCAAUCAACAGAUCCAACAGCUGGCUAUUUCCGACUUUAGACCAGAAAUAAAUACAAAAUGUAAGGUUUUCCACCCAAACACUCGCCAGUGGAUUCUAGAUCAAGUCAAAUCCCAUGUUGACAGUGACCAACCAGACUCGUGUAUAAUGCUAAUCACCGCUGGUCCAGGUAUGGGCAAAUCAACUCUUGCUGCUAAGAUUUGUCAGACAUACGAGGAUCUUGGAUGUCUUGCAGCAUGUCACUUCUUUCAGUUCAGUAACGCUACAAGAAACAAUCCAAGGUUGAUGUUGCAGUCUAUAGCAAGGCAGAUGUGUGACACUGUUCCUGGUUAUCGAGAUGCCUUAGUAAGCAAAUUGCGAACAGAUUUGGGUAAGAAGGUUUCCGAGAUGAACUGCAAAGAGCUGUUAACCAUUUUGCUGGAGGAACCAUUGUGUGAAGUGGAACAAAAAGACUCUCACUUGGUCGUUGUUAUAGAUGCUCUAGACGAGUGUUCGCAUGAUCCAAAAGAUGAACUACUGAAGGCACUAAAGGAAAAACUUUCAUGCUUCCCUUCAUGGCUUCGGUUUAUUCUAACCAGUAGACCAUCAACAAAUACCUCUGCACUUGAUUCAACUGUUGCUGUAAAAAUAAGACCAGAAGAUGAAUCUAAUAUCAAAGAUCUUAAAACAUUUUUGAGCUUCGAGCUUAAAGCCCUCAAUCCGCAAUGCGACAAUGACGAUAAUGCAGAUCUUGUAAAGAACCUAGUGGAAAUGACAGAAGGUUUGUUUUUAGUUGCUUUCUUUGUCAUCGACUAUAUGAAAAGAGAAAAUGUUGCAUCACUGGCACCAGAGAAAGUUUUGCAGCUGUUUCCUAAGGGGAUCUCAUCAGUUUAUGAGAAUUAUUUCUCUCGUCUUAAAGAAGUAUUAUUACCUUUCAUAUCAGACAAGGAAGGGUUCUACAAGAUGCUUGAAGCUGUUGUGGCAACCAGAAACCCUUUGCCAAAGAACAUGUUUUACAAUAUUCUUUGUCUCAAGAGCGAGCGUGAAGUCCCACGCGAAGAGAAAAUGAAAAGAAAAGAUGCGUUGAACUCACUCCAUUGGUUGUUUCCUGUUGAGGGGGAUCACGUGACACCAUUUCACAAAUCAGUAUUUGAUUGGUUGAUCCUUCAAGAAGAUAAAGAACAUAACUUCAGUGUUCUUGUAGAAGACGGGGAAGAAGUACUUGCCAGUCAGUGUAAUGAUGUCCUGAGUGACAUACGAAACGGAAAAAAAGAUCUGGACAAACGAUUGUAUCUCACAGACAGCGAGAAGUAUGCUCUAAACUUUCUUUGCCACCUUGUAGAUAAACGCUCAUCAGUCAUCAAAGGAGAUAAGUAUGGGUUCUUUUCUAACAUUUACCUCUUGACUGCAUUAACGACUGAUCAUAAAAAAGAAAAACGCUUUGUUGAUUCCAUUAGUGGCUGUGAUAUCAUAUCUAGUUCUUUACUGGAAAUAAUUAAAGAUUUGACAUUUGGUUUUCGCAUGAACAAUAUAACUCUCGAAGAUCAUCCUAACUUUUUUCGUGACAUUUCAUAUGGUUGUAACCUUGGAUUCGUUCUUCAAGCUGCACAUGCGAAGGAAGUGAUUGUCGAAAUAACGCCAAAACCACUUUUUCCUUAUUUUGACGAGGACAGUUUAUUGCAGACUCCAUUAUUAGAAACGACAGGAUCGAAUGCCUUACGACUUGAUCCAAUGACCCUAUUUUACCUACAAUAUCUACUCAGAUGUAAGGAUGGGUUUAUAGCUGUUCUACCCAUUUCUUGUUCAAAUUCACUGUCAACUGAAGUAUAUACGUUUCAACUUGAUGGACGCUCUAUCACGUCGAAAUCCUUUCUUGGCAAAAAGCUCAUAACCACCUCUCCGAACAUCAACUUCAUCGUUGUUGCCCAAGAAAACGGGAACAAGAUUGAGAUAUUAGAUGCAACAACACUUGAAGUGACCAGUCAAUACGAGUCUCCUCAUGAUAAAAUACAAACAUGUUACGUGUUUGGAGAUGAUCAGGCAUGCUUCGUAGUCAUCAAGGGUUGUUGUGGCAACAAGGUCUACGUCAUUGAAGGACUAACGGGACACGUACAUAACACCAUUACAGUGAGUGAAGAUAGUACUGUAAUGGACGUUAGCUGCAAAGGCCAUAUUGUGGUGUCAAGAACAUGGAUAUGCAAUGGGCCAAGAAGAGGUAAUCUUUUUACAAUUAGAGAUGGUGAAGUAGAGCGGAUGAAUUGGAUUGAUCAUGAGGGGAUUACAUACACCAAUCAAGAACUGCUCCUGUAUCACUAUGCCAGGGCAGAGGGGCUCAAUUCCAUCUACCCAUUUACACUAGUAGAAAAGAUGAGUGAACCUCCGUUUCACCAAUCUCCCCGUGAAAGUAAUGUAGAAGACGUAAUUCAUUCUGAGGAUGGUCACCUUCUUGCAUACCAUCAUAAAAAUUCCAUAUUUAUAGUGAACACGUCAGAUGGCUCUUUGCUUAAAAAAUGGGCAAGUGACGUAUUCUCGCUAGAGUGUCCUAACUUUUUGUUCCUAUCACGGUCAUAUCUCGUGAUCACUGAUUUAAAUUUCAUGUCCGUGAUAAACGUCCAAACAGAUAGGGUUGAGCACAGAAUCUAUCUUCCAUAUCCUGCUUUCCCCGCAAAUAGUAAACAAUACCUUCUGUUACCAGAAGAAGAUGGCAAGUCCUUCAACUUGAUCAGCAAUUAUCGCAAAGGUCCAUUUUAUGAAGUGUCAAGACUUGUGUUCCAUAAUUUAAACCUUCAAGGUUCAACAAAUUUGACAAGUUUACGCGUGACUACAAACGUAAUCUUAACAAAAUGUCACUGACCAUAGGAAGAAGCUGACAGUCAUGUUACUGACCAUAAGAAGAAACUGACAGCCAUGUUACUGACCAUAAGGAGAAGCUGACAGCCAUGUUACUGACCAUAAGAAGAAGCUGACAGCCAUGUUACUGACCAUAAGGAGAAGCUGACAGCCAUGUUACUGACCAUAAGAAGAAGCUGACAGCCAUGUUACUGACCAUAAGAAGAAGCUGACAGYCAUGUUACUGCUGACAGCCAUGUUACUGACCAUAAGAAGAAGCUGACAGCCAUGUUACUGACCAUAAGAAGAAGCUGACAGCCAUGUUACUGCUUUUGCAUUUAGUUAACCUUUAGCCUUGCUCACACGACUUGAAAAAGGAAAUAACUGUUGACUGCGGGCUCAACAAAAAGUCCAUAUAACUGAAGCGAACAUGAUGUGUUAUCAAUAAGACUUAUGUCAUCGUUUUUUGACGAUAUGGCGAAGCCUUAAUUAAUGUGAGCUAUAUAGUGCCUUCAAAGCGUAUUUAAUUGAGUUAUUCUCUAAGAGGUCACAAAUUCAUAGAUACGACACUAGAAAUAGACAGUCUCCAUCUUUCUAACGGUGUCGGACAGUUUUAGAGCAACAAUCGUCUUUCUAUCGCGGCACGUACAUCUGGAAUUUUYUUUCUGAUGAGCAUCGUAACUGUCCUUCUGUAUCUUCCUUUAAGCGUAAUCUUCAAUCAGCGUUGUUGCGCAACUGGCUAAGUAAUUAUUUUUAAUGCCUUGCAGAUUUUUUUCUUUUUUCUUUUAUUAAUUAUUUAUAAUUGUAGUAUAGUAUCUUAUAGUAGUUCGUCCUUAUUAUUAUUGGUAGGCAUUAGAUAUUCGAUAACAGUGGAAGUUCAUUAUCUUUCUAUUUCAAUUUUAUUGYRAUUUUUGAUACUCUUUUUAUAGUUUUAUAGUUGUGAAGAUCCCCUCAGGGAACCUAAUAACGUCUCYUGUAUUGUAUUGAAUUGUAUCAUACCUGGAAGAUAUACACCUAUUUCAAUAAACGCGUUGUCAUCGCCAAAGGCAAUAGGCGAUAGGUCAUUCCGACAUGGAAAUGGUUUCGUUGAAUACAAAGAACAUUGAAUCAGUCUCAACACUAAGGUCCACGUUCUUGACGAGAAUAAGAAGCAGAAACACAAAUCAUUCCAGCUAUUCUUGGAUUUUGGAAUGACCUAUCUCCUUUCGCCUGUCACCUAUCUCCUUUCGCUUAUUGCCUUUGGUGAUGAAAACGUUUAUUGAAAUAGGUGUAUAACGUAUGUGUAUUAGAUACGGAUUGAUCCAAUAGUAAGACCUUUCCCGAAUGCAUGCGCAUGAUGAAUGACCACGAAACAAUGRYUCCAUGUCGAGGUUGGACUUGGUAAAAUACAGUGAAUGAAUAAACACAUGAAGUCUAACCUCGACUUGGAGCCAUUGUUUCGUGGUUACUCCAGCGAAUUCACGAAAGGUCUAUUAGCAUUGCCUCAGACUUCUUAUGAUUGCUAAUAAGACUGUUUCACUUUAGCCAAAUGUCAAUACGAUAAGGUCUUGAUUAACUUUCUCUUCGGCUAUAUUAAUGUCUUCCGAGCAAGAAUAUAUCUCGGUAUCAUCAGCAUGCUGCAUUACAUAAUUGUUUUUACAGGCAUCGGAAAUCCCAUUAUUUUGUAUAUGAAAUAGAGUCGGACCAAGGACCGACCCUUGAGGGACUCUAUGGGUGAUCUUCAUCUGUUGAGAACAUUUCUGGCCAACAUGCUUUUAAAUUGGCGGGAAGACAUCGCACAGUUAUUUCAUUUUACCUAGAAACUUGAUUGUACUAAAUGGAAAGCUAAAAAUCAGUGGCUCAAAAACGAUGAAGAGAUAACGCUGACAUUACUAUAUCCUAUACUGUACACCCUUAGCCUUAUCCUAGAUUAAAAUUAUGGACAAUGCUUGAAGUUUUAUUUUAAAAUGUUGAAAAAAGUUAUAUAUAGACUCGUCGUUCUUGAAGUUUAAAAUACUCGUAUCUUCAUUUASUCUGUCCGUAUUUUCAUACUAGUUCAUAAUUUCAGUACUAAUUUAAAAGCGCUUAAGUAAAUGGUUCAUACGAAAUAAGGACGCCAAACUAGAAACAAAGUCAAUAAAGCUCGCUAAAAGCCAUCUUUAGGAUAAGAAAAGUGCUCUUAUAGAAUAGAGCUACUGGCAUUGUCAACGAUAGAUCAACAUUCCAAGUCAACUUUACAGAUUAGAAAACUAAAAUUCUAUGACAUURAAUGUAAUUAAUGAAAKAUGUCAAGYUUAUAUAAAUAUUACAUCAAA